Messenger RNA from Brassica oleracea var. oleracea, 1316 nucleotides. RefSeq names its product protein NETWORKED 3C. The record is from RefSeq and is a predicted model, not a curated record. Bases 525 to 1163 code for a protein of 212 amino acids. Gene Ontology annotation, cellular component: vacuolar membrane. NCBI's taxonomy places the organism in Eukaryota, Viridiplantae, Streptophyta, Magnoliopsida, Brassicales, Brassicaceae. Gene Ontology annotation, molecular function: actin binding. The transcript has a single exon.
AUAGUUUACUUAAUAUCUUUAACAUUUUUAUGUUUUAUAUAGUAUACAUUUAUAUGUAUAUAAGUUUUUUUUUUUAAAUUGGGGGCCCCAUGAAGUGGGGGGCUAUUUGUAAUGUAACUAUUUGAGCAAGCAGAGAGGAUGGACUCUAUUAGUUUAGUUUGAGCAUUAUGAUUGAUUAAUCUUCUGAAGCCCAUUUGUAUGGAAUUGCCUCCGUCCAAUGAAGACUGCCUCUGUAUAAUGGGCUUUAUUAAGGAGAGGGAAAAAGAUUAUGUUAAUGGGCUUAUGAUAUGAGACCGAGAAUCUACGAGUUUGAUCCAUAAUAUACAUACGUAUUGAUUGCCGUGAAAUCUGGAAAAAAUAAAUAAAAAAGAGAGUAAAUUUUCGAAUCUGUAUAUUUACAAAGGGGGGGAAGGGGGCGGACAUAGAGAUAUUCAAAAUUUGAAAACAGAUUUACUGUUAUUCGCACCCAACUGAUAAGAAGGGAGAGAGGCUAUACGAGAGAUAAGUGUUUUGGUGAAGAAGAAAUGGUUGGAGAGGAAGAAGAGAAAAGAAGAUGGUGGUGGUUCGAGAGUCAUCACAAGACAACGACGACGACCUCCUCUAAGCAUUCUCAAUGGCUCCAUUCCACACUUGCAGAGCUUGAUUCCAAGACCAAUGCCAUGUUGUCGCUUAUUGAGGAGGGUAACGCCGAUUCUUUUGCGCAGCGAGCCGAGACAUACUACAAGAAACGUCCUGAGCUUAUCGCCUUCGUCCACGAUUUCUAUCGUGCUCACCGUUCCUUAGCCCACCGUUUCCAUCACCUUAAAUCCUCCCCUAUCGACCACUCCCUUUCCGAGCUCCUUGAUGAUCCCCAUUCCGAGAUUGAAGACCCUGACGAAGAUGAUGUUGAAGCCGCCUCCUCCACUUCGAAGAAACUGGAACAAGAAAGGUUGAAGCUCAUCCAAGAGAAUGAUGCUUUGAAAAGACAGCUGCUAGAGAAGGACGAAGAGAAGAGAGAGGUCAUUAGGCAGCUUUCCCUUACUGUUGAGACCCUCAAGGACGAGAACUUGAGUCUCAAGAGACGUCUUCUUCCCAGUGUGUCUCUCAAGAAACUCAGCUUUUUCCAUCUCGACUACACGUUCCUCGGGAAGCUGUUCUACAAUGGAAAUGCGCCAUCAUGGUAACCUCAUGAGCACUGUGUACAAUACUUUCUUUAUGUGUUUGAUUCAACACUCUCUUUUUAUGUAAGAUUGAAACAUCUAGUUUCAUGCUCUAUAGUAACCUGGAUUAUCGUAAUUAUCCUCUACCUACUUAAUAUGCAUGUCUUAUUUGUUCAA